Rotaria sp. Silwood2 is the source of this 1299-nucleotide messenger RNA. Lineage: Eukaryota; Metazoa; Rotifera; Eurotatoria; Philodinida; Philodinidae. The record is from the annotation of a GenBank genome assembly.
AUGAUGACCAAACUGAACUCACGAUCAGAUCUGCAAGCCAAAGUUAUCGAGUUGUAUCAGCGAGAUCUUGUCAAUCCCUAUGGUGCCAAAGUAGUGGGUGGUCUAUUAAGUGGUGGCGUUGACACAUCUUUUAUUCCGCUCAUUCUUUCUCGAUUCUUCAAUAUUGAAGUCCAAAGUCUUACGCUGAAUUUCGGAGGUAUUCACAAUGAUGGUAUUGCUGAUGAUGCGAGAAACAUUCGUCAGAAUUUAUCGAUGUUAGGUGUAUCCAAUCCGAAAUUCAAAGAUAUGCGCGAAGAACUUGGCGAAUACUUUAUUCCAUUACUCAUGGGUGAUGUGAUCAUUCCAGGUUCGCCAGGUAUCUUUCCAAACUCAUCACUCAGCCGCAUUCUCAUGGUCAAGACUUUGGCACAAGAGUUACCUGAUGCACAAGUCUAUCUGACUGGAUCAGCAAAGAACCAGAACAAUAAUCUGAGAUUCAUGACAGCUGCUUAUGAAUAUCUUGGCAAUAAACCAUUAUGGUCACCAAUUUUCUUUUGGGAAGAAAUAUUCAAACGUCAAGAUUGUCUCGAUGUCAUUCGACUUUGCACUGGUCAAGAUUUGUCAACUCGAUCUGAAAAAGAUGAUCCGUGUGCGAGUGGAGACGAAACAUUUCUGAAAAAAGAAGAAGAAGAUGGCACUCGAAGCCACUUAGAUUAUGAUUUCCCUGUUCAACUAUCGACAAUGCUUCCACCUCGAACAGUGGUGUUGUAUUUCGAAGAAGGUCGACCAGUAGGUAUCGAUGAACAACGAUUGAGUUUUGUGAAACUCGUUGGAGUGUUGAACAAGAUUGGUUUGCAAUAUGGCUUACCUUGGAAAGCCUCUGUCGAAUCACGUCCCACAGGAAAAGGUGAAAUCGAAUGGAAUCUGACACCUGGUGUUGAUGUACUCCGAGAAGCGAUGUGUCGGCUGCGAGCUGCAUCUGUUCCACCUCGAAUGCAUCAAGAACUAUUUCGUUUCAAUGCUCAACUGGCCGAAGAUAUAGUGCGUGGUGGAUUACACAAUACAACAACAGUAGCCUACAUCAAUGUCAUUCGAGAGUUGUGUGCGAAUGUAACUGGAUCAGUAGAAUUAACGUUCUAUCCCGGUUUUGUCCGUGCUAGUCGGCCAAAACCUGACAGACCGGUGACUGUCGCCGAAGCUCCAUGUGGUCAUUUGCUACCUCCGAAAAAUGCAUUGGAUUCGGUUAACGCUCUCAUUGCACACAAUGUAGUUGGACAAGCAUUUCAAACCGAAAAGCAAAUGCGAGAACAUUAUAAUUGA